AGUACAUCUCAGCUUCCGACCUCAUUGUCGAGGGUUUUGAGUUUGACUGGGUCAGUCUCAGUUACUUUUGUGUUUUCCAACAAACGAACGAACGAGCAAGCAAUAAUGAGGGAGAUUGUGCAUUUACAGGCUGGACAGUGCGGCAACCAGAUUGGUGCCAAGUUUUGGGAAGUCAUUAGUGACGAGCAUGGAAUUGACCCAACAGGCAGUUACCAUGGCGACAGUGACCUUCAGCUGGACCGAAUUAAUGUGUAUUACAAUGAAGCAUCAGGUGGGAAAUACGUUCCACGUGCUGUGCUGGUGGAUUUGGAACCUGGAACAAUGGACUCUGUGAGGUCUGGUCCAUUUGGUCAAAUCUUCAGACCAGACAACUUUGUCUUUGGCCAGAGUGGUGCUGGAAACAAUUGGGCCAAGGGCCACUACACUGAAGGAGCUGAGCUGGUAGACUCAGUUUUGGAUGUGGUUCGCAAAGAGGCGGAGAGCUGUGACUGUCUGCAGGGCUUCCAGCUCACCCACUCCUUGGGUGGAGGCACAGGGUCUGGCAUGGGCACACUCCUCAUCAGCAAAAUCCGUGAGGAGUACCCUGACCGUAUCAUGACCACCUUCAGCGUGGUGCCCUCUCCCAAAGUCUCCGAUACAGUGGUAGAGCCCUACAAUGCCACGCUGUCUGUCCACCAGUUAGUGGAGAACACCGACGAGACAUUCUGCAUCGAUAACGAAGCCCUGUACGACAUCUGCUUCCGCACGCUGAAACUCACAACACCCACGUAUGGCGACCUCAACCACCUCGUCUCCGCCACCAUGAGUGGAGUCACAACCUGCUUGAGGUUCCCUGGCCAGUUGAAUGCCGAUCUCCGUAAAUUAGCAGUCAACAUGGUGCCCUUCCCCCGUCUGCACUUCUUCAUGCCUGGCUUCGCUCCAUUGACCAGCCGAGGCAGCCAGCAGUACCGUGCACUCACUGUCCCCGAGCUCACUCAGCAGAUGUUUGAUGCCAAGAACAUGAUGGCUGCCUGUGACCCACGUCAUGGCCGCUACCUGACGGUUGCCGCCAUUUUCCGUGGCCGCAUGUCCAUGAAGGAGGUGGACGAACAGAUGCUCAACAUUCAGAACAAGAACAGCAGCUAUUUCGUUGAAUGGAUCCCCAACAACGUCAAGACCGCUGUCUGCGACAUUCCACCCCGUGGCCUCAAGAUGGCCGCCACCUUCAUCGGCAACAGCACAGCCAUCCAGGAGCUGUUCAAGCGAAUUUCAGAGCAGUUCACGGCCAUGUUCAGGCGCAAAGCUUUCCUGCAUUGGUACACUGGAGAGGGCAUGGAUGAGAUGGAGUUCACUGAGGCAGAGAGCAACAUGAAUGACCUGGUGUCCGAGUACCAGCAGUACCAGGAUGCAACUGCUGAAGAGGAAGGCGAGUUUGAAGAGGAGGGUGAAGAGGAACUUGCUUAAAUUACCUGUAAUGUUUGUGUUAUAUGUGUUUUUCCUUUUCGAAACUUUCCUUUUUCUUAUUGCAUUUCCUGUCACCUACAACCUUCAGUUGUACUGCUAAUAAAAUGAAUAAAAUCA
Molecule: messenger RNA, 1560 nt
Organism: Xyrauchen texanus (razorback sucker)
Lineage: Eukaryota; Metazoa; Chordata; Actinopteri; Cypriniformes; Catostomidae
Product: tubulin beta-4B chain-like
Exons: 4
Coding region: 106-1443 (445 amino acids)
Biological process (GO): mitotic cell cycle; microtubule cytoskeleton organization
Cellular component (GO): microtubule; cytoplasm
Molecular function (GO): GTPase activity; GTP binding; structural constituent of cytoskeleton
Source: RefSeq, a predicted model, not a curated record